Messenger RNA from Protopolystoma xenopodis, 444 nucleotides. NCBI's taxonomy places the organism in Eukaryota, Metazoa, Platyhelminthes, Monogenea, Polystomatidea, Polystomatidae. The record is from the annotation of a GenBank genome assembly.
CAUAAUUUACCUAAUACCCUGGAAAUUAGGUCUCUUGGUGUGCUUGGAGACGGUGUACCUUCUUCCUUCGGCCGUCAGUCGUCAGAGUCUAUAGAUGUCACUAAGAAUGCGAAUUUUUCUGCGCAAGUAUCUGCUUCUUCGUACCCUACCAGGCCAUAUGAUAGCCCUAGGUUCGAACGCCUUCGCAAUUGGCCUGACUCUGAGACCAAGGCCAAUCAUGAAGACGUCCUUGACGAAGUGAUGCGCCAGAAUUCUUCUCUUUGGCUGGCUUCUACUUCGGAAUCGACACCAUCGGAUUCUGGCUUAGGUCUGGGACUGUCACGAGAAAGAUUUCGGGAUGAAGAUUUGGGUCCUGUGGACGAUAGCCUGCGUGACUGCGAAUGCUGGUCUUGGCAAAAUUGCAUCAGCAACUGUACAGCGAGUAAGGAUCCACAUUUUUUUUAA